Durio zibethinus is the source of this 1563-nucleotide messenger RNA. The record is from RefSeq and is a predicted model, not a curated record. Lineage: Eukaryota; Viridiplantae; Streptophyta; Magnoliopsida; Malvales; Malvaceae.
AUGGACUCGUCUGAGAAAGAGGGAAGCGGGGCAACGGGCUCUCUUCCUCCUCCCCCGCCUCUGCCUCCCAAUGUGGCACCAAUCAAAGCAGAAUGUGAACCUGCAAAGAAGGUUUUACGUGUCCCAAUGGCCAGGAAAGGUCUUGGAUCUAAAGGGCAGAAGAUAUCUAUUCUCACAAAUCACUUCAAAGUGAAUGUUGGAACUGUUGAUGGGCAUUUCUUCCACUACAGUGUUUCUCUUUCUUAUGAAGAUGGUCGCCCAGUGGUUGGGAAGGGUGUUGGAAGAAAGGUGAUGGAUAAGUUGCAUGAGACCUACAGCAGUGAGUUGGCUGGAAAGGACUUUGCGUAUGAUGGGGAGAAGAGUUUAUUUACUGUUGGUCCUCUCCCAAGUACCAAGCUUGAGUUUCCUGUUGUGCUUGAGGAUGUUACAUCCGACAGGAGUGCAAGCCCUGAUGGCAAUGAAAGCCAAAAAGAGCGUGAAAGGAAGAUAUUAGGACGUAUGCACCCGCCAAAGACAUUUAACGUGGAGAUUAGCUUUGCCGCAAAGAUUCCCAUGCAAGCCAUUCAAAAUGCUCUGCGUGGACAGGAAUCAGGAAACUCACAAGAAGCCCUGAGGGUGCUGGAUAUCAUUUUACGGCAGCAUGCUGCAAAACGGGGAUGCCUACUUGUUCGCCAGUCUUUUUUCCAAGAUGAUGAAAAUAAUUAUACAAACAUUGGCCGUGGUGUCCUAGGAUGCAGGGGAUUCCAUUCAAGUUUCAGAGCUACUCAAGGAGGCCUUUCCCUGAAUAUUGACGUAUCAACUACAGUGAUAUUUCAACCUGGUCCAGUAUUGGAUUUUUUACUUGAGAAUCAGAAUAUGAGAGAUCCUCAGUACCUGGACUGGAGCAAGGCUAAACGAGUGCUUAAAAAUCUGAGGGUAGAAGUCAGACCAUCCAAUCUGGAGUACAAGAUUACCGGAUUGAGUGACCUUUCUGCAAAGAUCAGAUGUAUGAUUUCCCGGUUCUCAUGGAAGCAGAAAAGUAUGAAGAAUGAGAAUGGUGAAGCAGAGACCGUGGAGAUUACUGUUUAUGAAUAUUUUGUCACCCAUCGCAAGAUACAGUUGGCUUAUUCUGCAGAUUUGCCAUGCAUUAAUGUUGGCAAGCCAAAGCGGCCAACAUAUAUUCCUUUGGAGCUGUGCACUUUGGUGUCGUUGCAACGCUACACAAAAGCGCUAUCCACUUUCCAAAGAGCUUCGCUGGUCGAAAAAUCAAGGCAGAAGCCUCAAGAAAGAAUGAGGCUCUUGUCUAUUGCUUUACAUAACAGUAAUUAUGGUGCUGAACCAGUGCUGCGUUCAUGUGGUGUUUCUAUCAGCUCUAAUUUCACCCAAGUGGAAGGCCGUAUUCUGCCUCCUCCGGGGAUAAUAGCGGGCGAUGGUAAAGCUUUCGCGCCUAAGAAUGGGCGAUGGAAUUUCAACAAUAAGGUCUAUAGCUUCUUUGCUUUUGCAGCCUUCUAUCUUAUAUAUGUUUCAUCUCUUGUUUCUCAACAGUUCAGUUAUGCUUUCAUAGAGAUUUGUGGAGCCAACUAG